Messenger RNA from Ambispora leptoticha, 1467 nucleotides. The record is from the annotation of a GenBank genome assembly. Lineage: Eukaryota; Fungi; Glomeromycota; Glomeromycetes; Archaeosporales; Ambisporaceae.
AUGAUUUCACAACUUUAUAUUUUAUCUGUCAAAGGAGAAGGAGAAACUCUUCUAUUUCGUGACUAUAGAGAUGAUACACCACGUGAUACACCUAACAAAUUCAAUGAAUGGAUAAAAGAAUGGCAUAUCGAAAAAAAUAAUCCAAUUGACCCUAUUAAUAAUAUUUCACCACCUUCAGUAUUUCAUCUUGAUGGUGUACAAUAUCUGUAUAUUAAUAUCAACGAGUCGGAUCUUUAUUUGGUGUGCACAACUAGAAUUAAUGUAUCCCCGUUUACGAUAUACGAGUUGCUUGGUCAAAUUGCAGUUUUGAUUAGAGAUUUCUGUGGUUCUUUGAAAGAAGAAAGUUUGAUUGUUAAUUCUGAUUUAAUUUAUGAGUUAGUUGAUGAAGUUAUUGAUUAUGGAUAUCCGCAGACUACUUCAACUGAUCAAUUGAUAAACUACGUACAUGAAGAACCUGUCUUGAAACAAGAAAAUAUUUUACAAUCAAUAUCUAAUAAGCUCCAACCAAAGAUACUCGGAGCAUCUUCAAUAAACCAACAAACGAAGUCGUCGUCAAUGGGAACGACAGCAAUGACGAUUAAUAACAAUAAUAAUAUCAAUAGAUCCGUAAUUUCUCUUCGCGAUGUCAAGAAUAAGAAUGUUAGGACAUUGAUAAAUGAAGUUUAUAUUGACGUUACUGAACGUGUGGGAAUGACAGUCCGUGCUGAAAUCGAAGGAUCAAUACAGAUUAAAAGCUACCUGACUGGUAACAGGCCUGAGUUAAGAAUUGGACUGAACUCGAAUAUUUUGUCUGGUGAUAGUCGAGAUUCAGAUAAUUUAGUGCAAUCUCCUAUUGUGCUUGAUGAUUACUUGUUCCACGAAUCUGUCGUAUCUUCGGAUUUCGAAAAAAAUAAAAAUCUUGUGAUAUUUCCACCUCACGGAGAAUUCACCGCCAUGAUAUAUCGAAUAUCUAAUAACAUAAAUCUUCCAUUCCGCAUAUUUCCAUUACUCGAAAAUCCGGCCUUAUCGGACAAAUCAAAAACGAACACCAACAAAAUGGACGUUCUAAUUCGUAUGAGGUCUGAUUUUCCGAAAGACCGUGUUGCGAAAGAGUGUUUUGUUUGGGUGCCAUUGCCGAGAUCGAGUCUUAGCGUCUCCUCUGAAUUUCUCGAUAAAAGUUCACCCGAUUUCAAUUCCUAUUCGAACUCUGAUCAAUCUUUUACUUUUGAUGAAAAAACGAAAAAAGGAAAGUGGGUAAUAAGAAAUUUUGAAGGUGGAACAGAGAGAACUAUAAGAAUCAAGGUUAUUGGAAAUGAACCGUUCUCAGUAGCGUCGCAAUUGGAAGUUGGACCAAUUAGUCUUGAAUUUAAUAUUCAGAACUACACAUGCUCAAAAAUCCAAAUUCGAAGACUCAAAGUGUAUGACAAUAAUAACCAUCUUCCGAACAAUCCUAUCAGCAACAAUAAUUCAGUCGCUCCGCAACGUUGG